AUGGCCUCAUCGUCGAUGUACGGGCUGCCUCGGCCACCGGAUGAUUCCGGCGCUGGCUGUCCGAGCUGGAUGGAUCCGGAAGGAAAGCAUGGUAAGGUGAUCGUGCUAUCACUCAAGGCUGCCAACGAAGGAGUGCUGCCAAAAAAUCAUCCCUUCAGUGUCGGUAAGUCGAUCCAACUUUUAAUUGGUAAUGCAUAUUCCGCUACUACCGAAUCAAAAGGAACCAAGUAUAUUUUGAAAGUAAGACAGCAAGCACAUGCCACCAAGCUGCUCGGUAUGAAAAAGUUAUUCGACGGUACACCGGUUGAAGUUACAGCGCACCCCACACUUAACUACAGUAGGUGCAUUGUAAACUGUUCGGAGGUCAAUGACAUGUCACAGGAAGAGUUGCUAAUCGAGCUGGCUCCUCAAGGAGUGACAGCAGUACGCCGGUUCACGAGAAUGGUGGACAAAGUGAAAGUCAAUACGUCCACCAUGAUACUGACGAUGGAAGGAACCACCUGGCCACAGUACAUAUAUUUCGGAGCACUCAGAGUUCCAACGCGAUUUUAUUACCCCGUACCCAUGCUGUGCUUCAACUGCCUGGAAUACGGACACACAAAAGCUCGCUGCAAAGGUGCAUCUCGAUGCCAAAUCUGCUCGGCCCCCGAGCACAAGGCUGAAGACUGUAAAGGAGUAGAAAACUGUUUCCACUGUAAGUUAGGACAUAAACCGACCGACCGGAACUGCCCGGUAUACAAACGGGAAAAUGAAAUUGUUAAACUAAAGGCAGAACAAGGACUAUCAUUCGCAGAGGCCAAAAAGAUAUACGACAGCCGCGUCGGUGCAAAAUCGUACGCCAACAUUAGCAAAAGGCUAAUAGUACAACAAGAUAGCAACAGUAAGGACAAAGAAAUCGAAAGUCUAAAAGAAGAGAUAACUGCCCUUCGAAACCAGCUCACCUCUGUCAUCGCCGAACUGAAGAGACGCCCAAGCUGCCAAUGCAAAAAAACUGACGAAGAGAAUACUUCGAAAAAGGAACAACGGAACAAACGUGCUAAGGAAAUAUCGCCGGAAACAACAACCGGAACUGAAUUUCGUCCUCCGCCUUUGAAGAAGGUUUCUUCAAAAAUGAACGAUAACACCCAACCUGGCAAAAAUAUUCAAACGUCCGCAACACAGCCGAUGCUUGAAGACCCAAUCGAAACCCUAAAUUCCGAUACUAAUACGGAAGAAAUGAGCAUCACGGACAAUGAAUCUGACCGAUCCGAUACAAUUGUUAUCAAUCGAAAGGGCAAAAGGAAACACCACCGAACCAAAAAUGCAACCACCAACCAACAAUAA
This is a messenger RNA of Topomyia yanbarensis, 1323 nucleotides long. RefSeq lists its product as uncharacterized. Gene Ontology annotation, molecular function: nucleic acid binding; zinc ion binding. The coding region runs from base 1 to 1323 and encodes 440 amino acids. The record is from RefSeq and is a predicted model, not a curated record. The transcript has a single exon. Lineage: Eukaryota; Metazoa; Arthropoda; Insecta; Diptera; Culicidae.